CCCGCCCCCAGCCUCGCGUAGGUGCCACCCGCGGAGAUGAAAUGUGAGCCCGGGUGGCCGAGGACGCUGGAUCGGCCGCUUAGCCCGCCGCCCGAGCGCCGCGGGGACAGACAAAGAGACCUCCGCCCCAGCGCAGCCCCGCGCGGCGGCCCGGGCUCCCCUCGAAAGCUCCCAGGGCGAUGGCCAGGUCUCCGCGCCACCCGGCUCUCCAGAGCGCUGCCCUCUCCAUCUGACCGCCCUCCAGCUCCCCCAUCCCCUCCGGUGCCAGGCUCUCCCUUGGCUCCCAGCCCUCUCUACAGACCUGUCUGUCUGUCUCUCUGUCCAUCUGUCCUGGCGCGCAACCUCCGGCCACCGGCUUGGAUGGACGCGCGGAGGGUCCCCGGGUGUCCAGGGGUCUUGCUUCCGAAGUUGGUCCUGCUCUUUGUCUACGCAGAGGAUUGCCUUGCUCAGUGUGGCAAAGACUGCAAAUCUUACUGCUGUGAUGGAACCACGCCCUACUGUUGCUCCUACUAUGCCUAUAUUGGGAAUAUUCUCUCGGGCACAGCAAUUGCUGGCAUAGUAUUUGGAAUCGUAUUCAUCAUGGGGGUCAUUGCUGGAAUUGCCAUAUGUAUCUGCAUGUGCAUGAAAAACAACCGUGGGACGCGGGUGGGUGUCAUCAGGACCACCCACAUCAAUGCCAUCUCCUCCUACCCUGUGGCACCACCCCCCUAUAGUUACGACCAUGAGAUGGAACACUGUGCAGACUUGCCCCCUCCGUACUCCCCGACCCCAGCACAGCGUUCUCCACCCCCUCCGUAUCCUGGAAAUUCAAGGAAGUAAUCCUUCUCCCAGAACAGAAUAUGUGCCAAUCAGAGAUCUCCCCCGGAAUAAAAUAUCUCUACUCAGAAACAGACAGGAAAGGAUUGCCCUAAGGAAUACCCUUUUGGGUUAGACAAUAUGUCAAGUGGAAUGUCCAGGCUAAGAGAAGAGAUUCAGGGUUUCUACCCUACUCAGAGCUGAUCACAUCUGGGGUAUUAUGUUGGGUUCAGGGGGACCACAUUUGAAGAGUUCUACUGAUCAACAUAAGCACACUCAGAGAAGAGUAAUGGAUAGACAAAACAUCGGAAAUUCAUGUUGCUUAAGGAACAAAUGAAGGAAAUUUGCAAUAUUGAUCCUGAAAAAGAGAAGAUUUAUGUAAGACGACAAGAGGAUAACCUGGACUACAUAAGGAAACAACUAUACUCUGUAGCUUUAAAAGUCAGAACUAGAAUUGUUCAGUUUUUUGGUUCAUCAACAAAUGCAGAUCGAGUGCCUGAAAGCCUACUCUGUGCCUUAUAUUGUUGGAAACACUAGAUGGAAGUUACAGGAAGAGAACUUUGGUUUUAGUAUAAGAAAGGGCUGCUGAAGCUUUCGUAUUGACUAGAUUGCUUUGUGAAGCUCGCUAUCACCAAGACUCCAAACAGAACCUGGCUGACUACCUGGUAGAGACAUGCUCAAGAAGGGAGAGCUAAAUUAAAUGGUAGAUGGGUUCAUUGGGCCCCCAAAGCUCUGCUCAUGUUUUAGGUAGAUGUGAGGUGAAUUUCUAUGCCAUCAAGAAUGAAAAUAACAGAGAUAGUUGAAUCUAUCUAAUUUGAGACUUAAAACAAUCAAAAGGACUUAACAGCUGCUUGAAGCCAAGAACUCUUCAAUGCUAGAUACUGCCACCUGAUUUUAUUUAGUGUAUUAUGAUAAAGGUUAUUCCAACUGU
This is a messenger RNA of Physeter macrocephalus (sperm whale), 1726 nucleotides long. It is a transcript of the gene CYYR1, whose product is annotated as cysteine and tyrosine rich 1. Lineage: Eukaryota; Metazoa; Chordata; Mammalia; Artiodactyla; Physeteridae. The record is from RefSeq and is a predicted model, not a curated record.